GACUUCCCUUUCAUUUCCUUUGUCGCAGAUGAAUUUCUACAUGGAGAGAUGUGAAUAUUUUCCAGACGGUCACAGUACUUGCAUUGAAAUUAAGGAGCGCAGGCACGUUGUUGUGUUUGCGUAAAGGUGUUGGAUGUGCAAUGAAUCAGUGUGAGAAGAAAAAGGAGGCCAACACUGCCUCCAUAACCACCGAGUGCUUGAAACAUGACAGAGAGACAAAAGCUCAGAGCCCAAAACAGCAGCAGCAGAAGAGGCCAGACUCUCCUGAACCCAGCUGUGUGUCCAUGAAGAGCGACUGGUCUAAGGGUCGCUUGAAUAAUUUUAAAGCUGCACAAUCUGAUGAUGGAAAGAGAGAAAUUGAAACGUCCCUCUGCCCAGAGCAGAAGCCAGACCCUCCUGAACCCAGCUGUGCGUCCAUGAAGAGCGACCGGUCGAUGGGUCGCCUUUAUGACUUCAAAGCUGCACAACCUGAUGAUGGAAAAACAGAAGAACAGAGAUUUCAGCAGCCCUCAGCACCCAGUGGUCAGCCCGCCCAGAAAUAUCAAGAAAACCUGAGUGCCAAAUUUACAGUGGUUCGGAUGAACAUUUACUCUUUGGUGGAAAAAGAGCUGAAGAAUUGCCAAAAAAUACUGAGAGCAGAUUACCCAGAAUGCUUGGAGAAGCAGAUGGAUGAUGAAGACAUGAUGGCUGGUGAGGUGGAGGAGCAGACAAAGGGUUGCAGAGAGGCAGUGAUGGAGGUGAUACGGCACUGCCUUAGGAAAAUGUCUGAGGAAGAACUGGCUAAUACCCUACAGAACAGAGCUCAAAGUGCAGAGUGUCGACGUAGACUUAAGUCUAAUCUAAAGAGGAGGUUUCACCGUGUGUUUGAGGGGAUUGCUCAGCCAGGAAAAAAAGCACUUCUGAAUGAAAUCUACACUGAACUCUUCAUAUCAAAGGGAGCCACUGGAGAAGUCAAUGAUGAACAUGAGAUCAGACAAAUUGAAAAUGCAUUCAGGAAACCAAAAAAAACAGAAAUAACUAUCAAAUGUAAAGACAUUUUUCAGUCCACAGUUGGAGGAGAUCACCCAAUCAGAACAGUGAUGACAAAGGGAGUGGCUGGCAUCGGGAAAACAAUGUUAACACAGAAGUUCACGCUGGAUUGGGCCGAAGACAAAACCAACCAGGACGUACUCUUUAUAUUUCCAUUCACCUUCAGAGAGCUGAAUGUGCUAAAAGAGAAAAGCUUCAGCCUGGUAGAACUAGUUCAUUACUUUUUUGCUGAAACCAAAGAAACAGGAAUCUGCAGCUUUGAACACUUCCAGGUUGUGUUCAUCUUUGACGGUCUUGAUGAGUGUAGGCUUCCUCUGGACUUCAACAACAAUAAGACCCUGACUGAUGUUACAGAGUCCACCUCAGUGGAUGUGCUGCUGACAAACCUGAUCAGGGGGAAGCUGCUUCCUUCUGCUCGCCUCUGGAUAACCACACGACCUGCAGCAGCCAAUCAGAUCCCUCCUGAGUGUGUCGACAUGAUGACGGAGGUCAGAGGGUUCACUGACCCCCAGAAGGAGGAGUACUUCAGGAAGAGAUCCAGAGAUGAGGAGCAGGCCAGCAGGAUCAUCUCCCACGUUGGGACAUUACGGAGCCUCCACAUCAUGUGUCACAUCCCAGUGUUCUGCUGGAUCACUGCUACAGUUCUAGAGGAGCUGCUGAAAACCGGAGAGGGAGGAGAGCUGCCCAACACUCUGACUGAGAUGUACAUCCACUUCCUGGUGGUCCAGGCCAAACAGAAGAAGGUCAAAUACGAUGGAGGAACUGCAACAGAUUCACACUGGUGUCCUGAGAGCAGAAAGAUGAUUGAGUCUCUGGGAAAACUGGCUUUUGAGCAACUGCUGAAAGGAAACCUGAUCUUCUAUGAGUCCGACCUGACGGAGUGUGGCAUCGAUAUCAGAACAGCCUCAGUGUACUCAGGAGUGUUCACACAGAUCUUUAAAGAGGAGAGUGGACUGUACCAGAACAAGGUGUUCUGCUUCGUCCAUCUGAGCGUUCAGGAGUUUCUGGCUGCUCUUCAUGUCCAUCUGACGUUCGUCAACUCUGGAAAAAAUCUGCUGUCAGAAGACCCAAUGACCCAGGUCUAUCAAAGUGCUGUCGACGAGGCCUUACAAAGUCCAAAUGGACACCUGGACUUGUUCCUCCGUUUCCUCCUGGGCCUUUCACUGCAGACCAAUCAGAGUCUCCUACAAGGCUUGUUAACACAGACAGGCAGUCACUCACCAGCAGAAACGGUUCUAUACAUCAAGAAGAAAAUAAGGGAAAAUUCCUGUCCAGAGAAAAGCAUUAAUUUGUUUCACUGCCUGAGCGAGCUGAGGGACCGUUCUCUAGUGGAGGAGAUUCAGCAGUACCUGAGUUCAGGGAGUCUCUUCUCAAACAGAGUCUCUCCUGAUCACUGGUCAGCUCUGGUCUUCAUUUUGUUGUCUUCAGAGAAAGACCUGGAUGUGUUUGACCUAAAGAAAUACUCGGCUUCAGAGGAAGCCCUUGUGUGGCUAACGCCAGUGGUGAAAGCCUCCAAAAAAGCUCUGUUAAAUGGCUGUAAACUCUCACAGAGAAGCUGUGAAGCUCUGGCUUCACUUCUGAGCUCUAAGUCCUCAAAUGUGAAAGAGCUGGACCUGAGUAACAAUGACCUUCAGGAUUCAGGUGUGAAGCUACUAUGUGAUGGUCUGCAGAGUCCACACUGUGCUCUGGAAACUCUCAGGUCAGGAUGUAGUUAUAAUAAAAAUUUAAAAAAAAAAACCCUGGAUGUAAAAAAAAAAAAACUAUUAAUUAUAAUAAAUGUUCAAUGUGUGAAUUUACUGACUAAAUCUGUUCCCUUUAGGCUGACAGGCUGUAACCUGUCUGAGAGAAGCUGUGAAGUUCUGGCUACAGUUCUCAGCUCAGAGUCCUCGAGUGUGAGAGAGCUGGACCUAAACAACAACGACCUGCAGGACUCAGGCGUGAAGCUACUCUGUGCUGGACUGAAGAGUCCACAAUGUGCUCUGGAAACUCUCAGGCUGUCAGGCUGUCUGAUCACAAAAGAAGGCUGUACAUCUUUGGCCUCAGCCCUGAGUGACAACCCCACCCAUCUGAGAGAGCUGGACCUGAGCUAUAACCAUCCAGGAGACUCAGGAGUGCAGCAGCUUUCUGCUGGACUGAAGGAUCCUCAGUGGGCACUUCAGACCCUGAGGAUGGACAACUGUGGAGAGAAGAGGCUAGUACGUGGUGUAAGAAAGUAUGCCUGUGAACUCACACUGGACCCAGUCACAGCACACCAAAACCUCAAGCUGAUGGACAACAGCAACCAAAGGGUGAUAUUUAGAGAGGAGCAGUUGUGCUCUGAUCACCCAGACAGAUUCGACUUUUGGCCUCAGGUUCUGUGUAGAGAUGGUUUGACCGGUCGCUCCUACUGGGAAGCCGAGUGGCUAGGAGACGUUUGUGCAGCAGUGACCUACAGAGGAAUCAGAAGGAGAGGAGACGGGGAUGAGUGCAGGUUUGGAGGGAGCGAUCAGUCCUGGAGCCUGCGCUGUUCUGUUGACGGCUGCUUUGUUUAUCACAAUGGCAGAGAAACCAAACUCCCUUGCCGCUCCUUGCCUGCCUGUGACAGAGUAGCAGUGUAUCUGGACUGUCCAGCCGGUACUCUGACCUUCUACAGAGUCUCCUGUGACACACUGAUCCCCCUCCACACCUUUUACUGCACAUUCACUGAACCUCUCUAUCCGGCGUUUGGACUUGGAUUCAGAUGUUUGUCCACAUCUGGUUCUAGGCUCCGGUCUGGUUCCUCUGUGAUUCUGUGUUCUACAGAGAGCGCAGAAACAAGCGUCUGAGAAGUCUACGUAUAGUCAAACCCUAUAUUGUUCAUAUUUUGAUUUAUAGUGAUUUCUUUUUUGGCCAGUAGAUUUCCUCUGACUGGAAGUGACAAACAAAUGAGAACAUUUAAAUACAACAACAACAACUACUAACAACAACAACAAUAAUAAUUUUUUUAAAGAUUUUAUUUUUGACAAAAAAUGCUAAUAUAUAUAGAUGUUGAUCAUUUUCACCAUGAUUUGAUACUGUUGUGGAUCAUUCUUUUGCAUGGAUUCCAUCUUUAGAAGUGUUUGUUGAUGAGCUGCAUUUUUAUUGAUAUUUAGAGCUGCAGCAGACUUGAUUAUGACAACCAGAUGUUCAAAAGCCACAUUUCUUAUUGGCUGCUGAUCCACAUCUGGACAGGGAUGAAGACUUUGGUGUUGACUGUUUGGUGAAUGGUCAUAAAUACGGUCGUGACUUAUCGGAUGCAGUUUUCUAUUUUUGUAGGUAGACGUUGCAUCAAAGCAUGUCUGCAACUGGAAAAUUAGCCACACCUUUAUGCUGAAAGAAAAAUGGAAAGCAUCGCACCUUUACUAGCGUCACUGCACUGGCUACCUACAAAACACAGAAUGAAUUCUGGGGUUCUUUCAUUUGUUUAACUGGUUAACUUCUCUGCUCCAACUCUACCUCCAGGCCUUGUAGAUCCUCGUUCCUCCUCCAUUAGACAUGUUUAAGGAAAAUCUGUUGGUCUUAACAUUUUGGCAUGUAAAUUUAUUUUAUUUUAGAAAUUGAUCUAAAACGUUCUUGUCUUACUACCUUUAUUUUGUUUUAGAAGUUUCUUGUCUUGUUUUUUUGCACAUAUUCUUGCUGUUGCUUGCUUGGUCACUUGAACUGUUGAAUGAAAAAAAAUGCUAAGUAAAUAAACUCAGUUUGAUUUACA
Stegastes partitus (bicolor damselfish) is the source of this 4735-nucleotide messenger RNA. Its product is annotated as protein NLRC3-like. NCBI's taxonomy places the organism in Eukaryota, Metazoa, Chordata, Actinopteri, Pomacentridae. The transcript has 11 exons. Gene Ontology annotation, molecular function: protein binding. The coding region runs from base 141 to 3833 and encodes 1230 amino acids. The record is from RefSeq and is a predicted model, not a curated record.